AUGGCACCUGUUUCGAUCGAGACCAAGACGCAGACCCAGGCGCCGACCCCGAAGACGCUCAAGUUGCGCGCCCAAGACCCGUUCCCCGACCUUACUACCAAGGGUUACACUGUCGUUCCGGGCGUUAUCAGCAAGGAGAAGGCCGAGUACUAUGUCGACGAGAUGUACAAGUGGCUUGAGAGCUUUGGCAAGGGCUUCAAGGGCGAUGACCGCUCGACUUGGCAUAUCCCCAACGUGCCCAAGUUUGACAAGGGCGGUCUGUACCACCGCUACGGGGUUGCGCACGAGCAGUUUGCGUGGGACAUCCGCUCCGAGCCUGGAGUCAUCGACGCCUUUGCCAAGAUCUGGGACACUGACGAGCUGAUCGUUUCCUACGACAGUGUGAACAUCUCGCUUCCCUACGGUUCCGAACUCAGCGCUGAGGCGGGCAAGCCAUGGCCGCACAGCGACCAGUCGCCGACCCGCUGCUUCAAGCACUGCGUCCAGGGAAUUGUCAACCUGUACCCCAACGGACCUCUCGACGGCGGCCUCAUGGUUCUUGAAGGAAGCACCGCGCUGUUCGAGGAGUACUUCCGCACGCAUGAGAACCUCAUGCCCGAGGAGGGAUGGCCGACCGCCGACUGGUGGCAGCACGACGAAUCUCACCUCGACUGGUUCUACGAGCGCGGAUGCACGUGGACAAAGGUCGAGGCUGGUCCUGGCGACCUUAUUCUCUGGGACUCGCGGACUGUUCAUUACGGUGACGCAGCACGGGGAACCGAGCCCCGUAUCGCUACGUAUGUGUGCUAUAAGCCCAUCAAGAAUAUUCGGGACCAGAAGCUACAGGAGAAGCGGGAAUGCUUUGCCAAGUCGUGGGGAACGAGCCAUGACCCUCUUGAAUUCCGCAUCACCGCUGCUCGGUUCAAGGGAUGGGAACUCACCGAGGGAGAGCGCAUAGAGCCCCGCACAAAGCCUGUGCUCUCCCACCGUGCGCAGCAGCUGGCCGGCCUUGUGCCCUACUAG
Messenger RNA from Cutaneotrichosporon cavernicola, 1002 nucleotides. RefSeq lists its product as uncharacterized. Bases 1 to 1002 code for a protein of 333 amino acids. The transcript has 4 exons. NCBI's taxonomy places the organism in Eukaryota, Fungi, Basidiomycota, Tremellomycetes, Trichosporonales, Trichosporonaceae. The record is from RefSeq and is a predicted model, not a curated record.